AUGGUGAAUGAACGUUUCGGAACGAACGAAUGGCGCGCGAACGCGAGCGCGGAGGACAAAGACUUCGACGAGAGCACCAAGGAGAAGGUUGUGAAGCAGAUUGAGUUUUAUUUUUGCGACUCCAACCUGCCUCGGGACAGUUUCUUGCUCGAAGAGGUCGCUCGGGCGACGCGAGACGGACACGGAGGCGCGGUUGAUUUGGCGCUCAUCGCUGGAUUCUCUCGCAUGCGCGAUAUUCUGGCGCCGUACGGGGGUAAGGAAAACGUGAAGAACAUCGAGCGCAUCGCGGCGGCGCUCGAGGGAAGCGCGCUCGUGGAGGCGACGGACGGGAAGCGAGUGAAGAGGAAGUCGCUCACGGUCGGCGAUCACGUGCCGGAUCUCACCACGGAUGAGGGCGUGGAGGCGUACAGGAAAUUGAUGGUUGAGGAUCUGGAUAAGCGGUUCGUGUACGCGGCGCCGUUCUCUCGCGAGGCGUCGAUGGAUUCGAUGAUGGAGUACUUCAACACCGUCGGAAAGGUGCAGUCGAUUCGUCUGCGUAGACACGCGCAGAGCAAAGACUUUCGCGGAAGUAUCUUUGUUGAGUUCUCAUCCGAAGAGGAGGCGCGGGUGGUCGCGGCGCGAGAUGACUUGGAGUUUGACGGUGCAAAGCUCACGACGCAGCACAAGUCUGAUUACAUGGCGCAAAAGAAGAAGGAAAAGGCUGAGAAGGUCGAGAAGGAACGGCAGGCGGCAAUCGCUCGCGGUGAAGAUCCCGACGCUCCGAAACCGGAAAUGGAACCGGUGUUCGUCGGCCAGGCCAGAGAGCGUCCUGGUGGCGGUGAUCGUGACGCUGGUCGCGGCGGCGGCCGUGUCGGUCGAGGCGGUGGUCGCGGGGGUGGUCGAGGCGGCGGUCGCGGGGGUGGCCGAGGCGGUGGCCGAGGCGGUGGCCGCGGGGGUGGUCGCGGGGGUGGCCGCGGUCGCGGCGGUCCCGAUCGUGGCGGCGACCGCGGCGGUGACAAGCCGCGUUUCGGUCGACCGUAUUAG
This is a messenger RNA of Ostreococcus tauri, 1023 nucleotides long. RefSeq names its product Nucleotide-binding, alpha-beta plait. Gene Ontology annotation, molecular function: mRNA binding. The transcript has a single exon. Gene Ontology annotation, cellular component: nucleus. NCBI's taxonomy places the organism in Eukaryota, Viridiplantae, Chlorophyta, Mamiellophyceae, Mamiellales, Bathycoccaceae. The record is from RefSeq and is a predicted model, not a curated record. The coding region runs from base 1 to 1023 and encodes 340 amino acids.